UGGGCGAUCGCCCUGGGUGGAGGAGAGGAGUUUCCGGGGCUCGGGUCCCGGUCGCCUUCCAGGAGAACAAGCGCGGAAGCAAGUGGGCGGUGAGAGGCGGAGCGAGGGACGCGGGGGGCGUGGACGCAGCCGGCUUUGGAAAGGCCCCAAGUUAAUGAGGCGUGCGCCGGCUGCCGAGCGCCUUUCCGAGCUGGGCUUUCCCCCGUGGUGCGGGCGCCAGGAGCCGCCUUUUCCGCUGGGUGUCACUCGGGGGUGGGGAAGAUGGCCCAUUCAAAAGCGCCGCGAGGGGGCCCGGCCAGUGCCCUUCAGUGAGCGCUCGCAAGAGGACGGCAGAGGCCCGGCAGCUCGCGGCUCCGGGACCUUGUGGCGCAUCAGGACGCGGCUGUCCCUCUGCCGGGACCCACAGCCGCCUCCGCCGCUCUGCCUCCUGCGUGUUAGCCUCCUCUGCGCGCUCCGGGCAGGCGGCCGUGGGAGCCGCUGGGGCGAGGACGGCGCGCGGCUGCUGCUGCUGCCCCCGGCCCGCGCGGCUGGAAACGGAGAGGCCGAGCCAAGCGGCGGCCCCUCCUAUGCUGGGAGGAUGCUGGAGAGCAGCGGCUGCAAAGCGCUGAAGGAGGGCGUGCUGGAGAAGCGCAGCGACGGGUUGUUGCAGCUCUGGAAGAAAAAGUGCUGCAUCCUCACCGAGGAGGGGCUGCUACUUAUCCCCCCCAAGCAGCUGCAACACCAGCAGCAGCAGCAGCAGCAGCAACAACAGCCCGGGCAGGGGCCGGCCGAGCCGUCCCUACCCAGUGGCCCCGCUGUCGCCAGCCUAGAGCCGCCGGUCAAGCUCAAGGAGCUGCACUUCUCCAACAUGAAGACCGUGGACUGUGUAGAGCGCAAGGGCAAGUACAUGUACUUCACUGUGGUGAUGGCAGAGGGCAAGGAAAUCGACUUUCGGUGCCCGCAAGACCAGGGCUGGAACGCCGAGAUCACGCUGCAGAUGGUGCAGUACAAGAAUCGUCAGGCCAUCCUGGCGGUCAAGUCCACGCGGCAGAAGCAGCAGCACCUGGUCCAGCAGCAGCCCCCCUCGCAGCCGCAGCCGCAGCUCCAGCCCCAACCCCAACCCCAACCCCAACCCCAAUCCCAGCCUCAGCCUCAGCCGCAACCCCAGCCCCAAUCACAACCCCAGCCUCAGCCCCAACCUAAGCCUCAGCCCCAGCAGCUCCACCCGUAUCCGCAUCCACAUCCACAUCCACAUCCACACUCUCAUCCGCACUCGCACCCACACCCUCACCCGCACCCUCACCCUCACCAAAUACCGCACCCGCACCCGCACCCACAGCCGCACUCGCAGCCGCACGGACACCGGCUUCUCCGCAGCACCUCCAACUCUGCCUGAAGGGGGCAGCUCCCGGGCCAGACAAGGUUUUGAGGACUUGAAGAAGUGGGACGAGCACAUUUCUAUUGUCUUCACUUGGAUCAAAAGCAAAACAGUCUCUCCGCCCCGCACCAGAUCAAGUAGUUUGGACAUCACCCUACUGAAAACUUGUGAUUCGUCUUAGUUUUCUGCAUACUUUUCAUCACGAUGCAGGAAACGAUUUCGAGUCAAGAAGACUGUUAUUUAUGAACCUUUGAAAGGAUCGUCUAGUAUGGUGAAUUUUCUAGGAGCGAUGAUGUACUGUAAUUUUAUUUUAAUGUAUUUUGAUUUAUGAUUAUUUAUUAGUUUUUUUUUAAAUGCUUGUUCUAAGACAUUUCUGAAUGUAGGCCAUUUUCCAAAAAGGAAACUUUAUUUUCAAAAACCUAUUCCAUAGUAAGUCCUAGUGUUGGAAAAUAAAAAAGGGCGGUGGAGGGGAAAACAUUAAGAAUCUAGUCAUUAUUCCUGGAGUACUUUCAGAAGGUAUGACACUUUCAUUGUUAUGCCAGGUGGUUGAAAUUAAAACUCCGAUACUACUUUUUUUGAGGAUUUUUGGUUUUGUUUUUGCUUAGGCAUAUAGUUUGUCUAGAAGUUUAAAAAAGCUAAAAGUUCAAAAUGGUGUAAUUAUGAAUAUCUAAUGCUCAAGAUAGUUUCUAAAAGGAAAUCAGUAGUAGGGAUACCUGAUUUCAAAAUACUUAAAACAUAACCUAACUGAUGAUGGUAGGAUGAUUGUAUCUUGAAUAUGUGGUAGGGCCACAUCUACUGUAGGAAAACCUUUUAUCAUCUGUGUGUAAAGGGCUUAACAAGGAGAAGAGGCCUUUUGACUGAUUUAUGAGUAUACAUGCAUUUGCUGUUUCAUUUCAAAAAUGUUGUGGAGGAAAAGAGUAUAUUUAACUUGUAUAAGAGAGUAUUUGUGCUCCUGUCCAGGCUGCAGGACCUUUCUCCGAGAGCUUUGCCCACUUGAACCACAUUUUCUGAUCCCUUUACUUUGUUUUAGAAGCACACUGAAAAAUCUCGUUGUUUAAAGUACAAUUUGUAAAUAUUUCAAAGGUCUAGGCGUCAUAACUUUUUGUUUUCAUACUGAAAAUGAUGUUGAUCAGAGAAACCAACUGUUUUGCUUUUCAUUGCUCUGUGAGAAAUUUGAGGAUUCUGUUUUGUUUUUAGGUUAGCUAAACUCAGAAAUUGAAAAGGAAAAGACUGGAUAAACAGAGGAUUUUCAGUAAGAAAACAACCCCAGUCUUGUCUUAGAAGGCACUUGUUGAGGAGUCUGGGUGGGGGAAAAAAGAGGAUGUGCUUUUAAAGGUAGAACAAACCUUCUUCUGUGUUAAAUCAAAAGGAUGUUCAAAAUCCACCAGGGCAGAUGCUACUUAAGUUUAAAUGGAGCCAUAGAUGAUACAAAGUCCUCUUGGGGCUGAAAAUCACUUCCUAUCUGCAUGGCUUUACUAACUAGUUUCUGUUUUCCAUUAUCUUUUUCACAGAAAGUCUUGGUCAGUAUUUUUCCAGCAUUUAAAUUGAAACGGUCAGUAUCAGACCACUGCUAAGUUAUAUAGUCAAGAAAUAAAAAUAUAAUUACAUGCUACAGAUGUCUUUAUUCUCCUUCCAUCUAGAAAGGAGUUCCAAGGUCAAAGUACUUUUUAGUGCAAUAGUUAAAUGACAUUUUGAGAUCAUAACUCUUACCCAAAAAGUUGCAGGGAAAAUUAAAAUAGUUUUCCCCUAUUAAGCAAAUGGCAAACAAAACUUAAGUGGACCCCCACUUCCAGUGGUUAUUUGGGUUGCAGUUGUGAAAAUAUGCUGCCAACAUUUAAAAACUUGUUUCAUAUGUAUAUACAUAUAUGAAUAUGCAUGUAUAUAUACAUAUAUGAAAAUAGGUAUGUACACACAUGCACAUAUGUUAAUAUGUAUAUAUGUAUAUGUGUGUAUAUAUGUAUAUGAAAUGAGAGCCAGAUCUAAAGAUUUCUUAAAUCAAGUUUGGUUCAGCUUCCUUAGAAGUACAAAUGUACUUUUUGAGGUAUGCCUCAUAGUACUAUACUUUUUAAUGCAUGCAAAUCAUAAUAACUCCAAAUGAACCACAAUUUUUUUCCCAAUGGAGGAUUUUUCUUUUAAAUUCUUGUACUAAAAAUAAAAAAAUCCGUACCAAAUACUUUACAAAUUAAGAUUGAUGUAGCUUUUAAAAAAGGCAUUUGUAUGUUGUUAGCUUACAUAUGGGGCUAGGUAAUUUCAUUGCUUAAAAAAGUAUGCCCAGGGUCCCUCUUGGUGGCUGGAUUUCCUUUUUUUCCCCCCGUGGUGGCCAUGGUUCUUAAUAGGGCCACCAGAAUCAUGGUUUCUUUUCUUUUCUUUUUUUUUUUUUUUGAGAUGGAGUCUCACUCUGUCGUGCAAGCUAGAGUGCAGUGACACGAUCUCGGCUCACUGCAACCUCCGCCUCCUGGGUUCAAGCCAUUCUCCUGUCUCAGCCUUCUGAAUAGCUGGGACUACAGGUGCAUGCCACUACGUCCGGCUUUUAUAUUUUUAGUAGAGACGGGGUUUCACCAUAUUGGUCAGGCUGGUCUCAAACUCCUGACCUCAGGUGAUCCACCUGUCUUGGCCUCCCAAAGUGCUAGGAUUACAGGCGUGAGCCACCAUGCCUGGCCCCAGAAUAACGGUUUCUUGACUUUCCAUAGCCCUUGUUCCUUAGUCUGCUGUGAUAUUUAUGUUGACCUUUAUCACUUUCUAUUCUGAACCCCUCUUAGCAUUUAAUGUGAAAUCUAAGAAAUCAGAAGUAGAAUGGCUUUUAUUGUUUUGACACCUUUGAAAUUAUUAUUAAUAAUUUUUCCAGAGCAAAAAAGCAAACAUGCUCAAUAAGACUAACCAAAACAAAAUAUAAAUGUACAUCAUUUAAUGUCUCAGUGGCUCUAUCUACCUGUAAGAAAAUGAUACAAACCACCUAAGGUAUUUUGAAGCCUGACAAAUCAACUUCAUGGAAAAAGGUAAAAAAUGCAUUUUUCAACCCAAGGAAAAGAUGACCGAAAGGGCAGAUCCAAUAGAAGACCCACUCCUUAAAUAAACACAAAAUGUAAAAAGUUGGAAAAUUAGGAGCAAUGUUCCAUCUGGAAACUGAACUUUUUAUCCUUGAACUUGUGUUGGCACCAAGCCUCAUACACAGUGAGCUCAAUAACUGUCUGUUGGGACAAAGGAAGGAAGGACAAAAUGUGUAACUCCCCAGCACCUGGGAGAUGCCGUCUCUUGCCUCGCUGAGUGUUCCUUUCAUUUUCUCUCAUGUCGUUCCCUGAGAACAACGAAUUCUGGGACAGGCUAAACAUCAUGACGAAAUUUCUUAAACAGACUUUCUUAGUGGAAAUCCAUUUAGAUCUGUGUAUGCUCUAUGGGGAGUGCUGACGUCGGAGAGUAAAUGUCUAUAAGGGGCCCUUUUAAAAUGAACAUUUUCCUCAUUGAGCAAGCUGGGAUUCUCUAAUCAUGUAGAAAUCAAACCAUCUUUAUAAUUUCACUUCAAAUGUUUAUGGUUUUGUGUUUUUGUCUCCAAUGACGGUAAAAAUAAAAAACACACAUUACUUAAAGGAGUUUCCCUCACAUGUAAACACUGUUAGGAAGUCUGGAUUAAGUUGAAAGUCUUGUUUUAACUAUUUUUUUCUCUCAUAUACCAAACACUCUGUAUUUCUCUUAAAGAAGCUCUUUAAGAGAAAGCCCUAAUUUUAAAUCUGACAGUAAAGUUUGCUGCAAGUGUAUGAGUUCAAAUACAUCCCUUGUUUUCUGUCCCUAGGGGAAAGGUCACAUGGUUUUAGCUUGGCUCCUGUGUUAAUAUUAUAUUCAGUAGCAGGCUUAGAAGAGUGGUCUAAGACUUGAACCUGGAGCCAUUUUAUAGCACAGAAUCCUAUGAAGAUAGGACUGUGAGCAUUUGUUUUCUUUUUUUGUGUGUCAAACUAAUUGGCUUUUGCUUUAGCAAUAAAAUGUCCUCAACAGAAUAAAAGUGAAAAUUAUAGAUCUUGGUAUUGAAUCCAUCAGUGAUUCAAGAGAUACACCUAUUUGCCUAAAACAACGUAAGAUGUAUUAGUUAUGGAAUUAUGUGUUGGAUAAGUUCUUAAGACCUGUUUCCUCAAUUCUUGACACAGUUUUCAAGAGUGGCUUUUUCACUUGCACGGUUGGGCAGAUAAUCCAGAUUUACCUAAGAUUGGGCAAAAAAGUGAUAUGUGACUUUGCUGGCAGGGCAUUUGCUAAAUGGAGUACAGGAUCUGACAGGGUUUUCUUAGAAAGGGCAAUGUUGUCCAAUGAAGGAAGCAGAAGGACUCUGGAUUAGAAGCAUCUGCACAAAAGCUGAUGAGACCUACUCUCCACUGCUCUGCAGCUGGUCAGCUGAUGGCAGGCUGAGCAGUGGGGAAGCAGGUUUUAACAACAGGUAGUCCUUCCAGGUCACUGUAUACUGAGAAGAAACAUAAAACUAUUUUCUGUUACAUUCCGAGGUCAGCCUUCUUCUUAACGUUUUAUAGUAUACAAAUGCCAGCUUCUGGAAAGCAAGUGUCAUCAUGUACCAAAUGCUUUAUACACCAUCACAUUCGUGAAUUUUUUAGCAUGGUCAGAACUUGUGUAAAUAUGUCUCUUAGAUGAUUUUGGGGAGAUGUGAUUUAUUUUUCAUAUUUUCAAAAUGCAUUCCAUUUCAAAUAAAGUAUCUAUUGAGACAACCGA
Molecule: messenger RNA, 6064 nt
Organism: Piliocolobus tephrosceles (Ugandan red Colobus)
Lineage: Eukaryota; Metazoa; Chordata; Mammalia; Primates; Cercopithecidae
Gene: PHLDA1
Product: pleckstrin homology like domain family A member 1
Exons: 2
Coding region: 155-1375 (406 amino acids)
Biological process (GO): positive regulation of apoptotic process
Cellular component (GO): nucleus
Molecular function (GO): phosphatidylinositol phosphate binding
Source: RefSeq, a predicted model, not a curated record